This is a messenger RNA of Prunus armeniaca (apricot), 966 nucleotides long. The record is from the annotation of a GenBank genome assembly. Lineage: Eukaryota; Viridiplantae; Streptophyta; Magnoliopsida; Rosales; Rosaceae.
AUGAAAUCUUUGAGUAGCGUAGGACUUGGUUUGAGUGUAGUUUUUGGUUGUCUUUUCUUGGCUCUCAUUGCUGAGCUUUACUAUUUGUUGUGGUGGAAGAAGAGGUUCACCAACAGAGAGAUUGAAAAUGACUACAGCAGCCCCCAAAAGGAGCUGUUCUACACGUUCUGCUGGAGAAGGAACUCUUCUUUGUGCCACACAGCUCGAGGCCCCAGAGAACUCUGUGCUUCAUUGAGAAUGACAGAAACCCUUGUCCAUGAUCCAAAUUCUCAGCUUCAUAUGCACACAAGCAACAAUUUGCUGCUCAAACAAUUGGAAGAGGAUGAGCUGGACGCAGAGCUUAUGAGGCUGCAAAACGCUGCAGGCCCUCCAAGACAUCUCUUCACAAUUGUGGAAGAAACAAAGGAGGACUUAGAAUCUGAAGAUGGCAAGUCUAGAGGUGAUAGGAGCCAAAAGGGGUCAAGAAGUAAGAGUUUGAGUGAUUUGCUUGUCACUGUAGAGACACCAUAUUUGACACCUUUGGGUUCUCCAACUCUUUUCACACCUCCUCUCACUCCUGUGGUGGAUUCUCACAACCAGCAUGGAUUCAGCCCUCUGUUUGAAUCAAAAACUGAUGCAGAAUUCAACAGGUUGAGGUCAUCUCCACCUCCCAAGUUCAAGUUCUUGCAGGUAGCUGAGGAGAAACUUAGAAUAAAACUAAAGGAAGAGGCUGAAAAGGGUGUUCAUAAGAUUGAUGGUCAAGUUCAAGAGAAAGGAAAUAAAGCUCCUCCCAUUUCAAGGUUCCUUAAAGAUGAGGAAGAUGGUUCUUUUAUUACAAUAAUUGUUGACAAAAACAAAGAAAGGGAGCUUAAUCAUCACCAUCUCCAGCUACCACAAUACCAUUCAAGCACUUCUCAGGUUCUUCCCCUUGCUUCUUCACCUUCAGCAUUCAGAUCACCAAUUAACAAGAAGCCCACUUUACAAUAG